AUGACCUUUCUUAGAAAAGACAAGUCUAAGCUGGACCUCCGCCUGGUGUUUUCCAUGAGUUCUGCUGGCGGAACUCAGGGUGGCCAGGAAGGUGCCUCAGAACAACGAAUUGAACAGGCUUCAGAUACGGCGCUGGGCGCUGGUGCAGAGGCUUCAAACACUGAAGCCAGUGGCAGUCAUGAGAAACGAGAAAAGUCGUCGGUAACGCCGAAAUUGUCCAUGACCUCGUUCCUGGCUCCUUCAUCAAGAAAACCGUCGACUACUCCUCUCUCCCACCCUGCGUCGCAGAGAGUGCCAGCAGGGGUUCUGGAGCAACGUCACUCGUUUAAGCCCAGUGCUUUGGCCACGUCAACAAGUGUCCCGGAACCUUCGCCCACGAAUACGAAUUUUUCGGCCUCAAGCGUCGCAUUCAACUCGACGAGGGGAAACCAACACAAUGCCACUCUGGGCCUGCUUCUGCCGGUUUCUCUGUCUGGUUCUGGGUCUCUGGAUCAUCAUGCCCCUUAUCGUUUGGAAGCACGCUCCCGUUCGUCCGGCUCGGUGGUAAACGACGACCAACAAAAUCAGGCUCUGAGCCAGGGAAGACCCAACUUUUACAGAACAAAUACCACUGAAAAUUAUCUGCCGAGACUGCUGGUGGUGCUGAUGCAGCAGCUGCCUGAACAGAAUGAGCUGCAUGCAAAUGACGAUUCUGUACUCAAGAAUAACUACAGAGGGUUCCACGGCACGAAAGCACCUCAAGCGAACGUGCCCCCAUUGAGCCAUCCCAUCAAGCCAAGAUUUAGGAAAAAGGGCUCGAGCUUGCUCAAUAAGCUCAUACAUUCUAAUAGAAAGGAUUCAGAGGUGUCUGCUGACCAUGAGGCAUCCUCCGGUGGUCGUAAGAGUGGCGGUCUGCUUAGUCACGCGGCGGACCACAAGGGCUCUACAAGCUCAGGAUCAUCUAAACAUAAGUUCAGGUUACCUUCCAUUUCGCUGUACCAUCAUCACCAACAUCAGGGUGCUUCUAGCCAAGGUCAUAGCGACGCAUCGUCUCGCCAUGCUUCCAUUUCUGAAGAGGCGUCUCUGCGGUCUGGAAAAGGCACGGGUGAGACCCCGCGUAGAAAGUCUGCUAGCAGUGCCUCAGAUGCUCUUCAAUCGAGCCCAUCCAAGGUUUUUGACCUCGAUUUAAAUUUCGAUGAAAUGCAGAGCAUUCUCAGAAAGCCGGAUAAGGCGCCCAUUCGUCCUUCUCUCAAGCUGGCCAACAAUAGCUCAACUGACGUGAGUGAUCCUGUCAAGGGCGAGGAUCAUGUGAAACCAGCAGCUGGUUGGCAAGCACCGGACUCUUGGGAUGUCACUGGAGAAAUUCCAAACCCAGCGUCUGUGACAUCCACAGCUGUUGCAAAUGAAGCUCAAUCAGACCAUUCGUCGAAUUCCGAUCUUAGCAAAACAGACGAUGGUGGUGAGGUCUCACAUAAGGUAGGCAACAAGUCACUGUCGAGCUCAGUACGGAGCCUGGCGUCCUCAAAGGAGGGCCCUCAGGCUACUGUGAUUGAUCAUAGUGCAUCUGUGGAAAAGAAAAGAAAAUCAGAACCCCGCACCGCUGCUCCAAGACGUCGCCUUCCAAUUCUCUUCGGUACAUGGGCUAAUCGGUCGCCUGCAGUGGAAAGCAAAUUGGCAAAGGGUCCCAACCAUAUUGUUCGUGUGUUCAAGGAGGAUAACACGUUCACAACCAUCUUGUGUCCUUUGGAAACUAAUGCCGCCGAACUAUUGAGAAUAGUGCAGAGAAAAUUUUUCUUCGAAUCAAUAUCAAAUUAUCACCUUGCUCUAUAUGUUGGUCGCAAUGUCAAAGUUUUGGAACCAUUUGAGAAGCCAUUGAAGAUCCAGAUGGGCUUAUUGAGUCUCAGUGGAUAUACCGAAAAUGACAACUUCAGAAUUAUUGGAAGGGAGGAUUUAUCUUUCGUGUGCAAGUUAGUUGUGGAGAAUAAGGUGUUGAGAAAUUUGACACAUGAAGAAGAGUCCUUGGUCACAAAAGAUUAUGUUGAUGUCGACAUAUCUGGCUUAGACCUAAAGAACAUUCCCAUCAUCUUUCAUCAACAUACCUAUGAAAUCGAAAAACUUAAUGUUUCAGACAAUCCUGCGAUAUAUAUUCCAUUGGACUUUAUCCAGUCUUGUACGAAUCUUUCGGCUAUCAAUUUUUCUCGCAAUGGUUGUUCCAAGUUCCCAGUCAACUUUCUUGAGGCGAGAGAUUUGACAUCACUCAACAUGGAGGCAAAUUUUUUGGAUGAACUUCCUUCGAAGUUCGGCGUGUUGAGUAAUUUGGUGACCUUAAAACUCAACUCCAAUCAGCUCUAUGAUCUACCUAAAUCAUUCGGGAAACUAAAUAACUUGACACACCUCAACUUAUCUUCUAAUUAUUUUGAGGAUUAUCCAGAGUGCAUUAACGACUUAACCAAUUUACAAGAUCUUGAUUUAUCCUACAAUGACUUGUACCACAUUCCUGAUUCGAUUGCCAAAUUAUCGAAGUUGGUGAAAUUGAAUCUAUGCACCAACAAGUUGUCAGGCAAUAUCCCCGAUAGCUUCAAGAGCCUCAUCAAUCUUAAGAGAUUAGAUAUUCGUUACAAUCAGAUUUCUAACGUCGAUGUCCUCGGUGACUUACCCAGUUUAGAAGUGGUUUACGCCUCAAAGAACAAGAUCUCGGCAUUUAACGACAAGAUGGAAAAGCUCAGAUUGCUUCAUUUUGACAGAAACCCAAUUACCAAUUUGGAAUUUGAAAUUUUGCUUCCGAUGUUGACAGUUCUUGAUUUGUCGAAGGCUAAGCUUACUAUGUUGCCUUCCGAAUUUGUCACCAAAAUACCACACAUCGAAAAGUUGGUACUCGACAAGAAUCAUUUGGUCAAUUUACCUGAGGAGCUUGGUGAUCUCCCUAGACUCACCCACCUAUCGCUUUACGGUAACAACAUUCAAGGCAUUCCCGUGUCUAUUGGAAAGCUUCACUCUUUGCAAUACUUAGAUUUGCAUUCUAACAAUAUACUGAGCUUGCCGGACGAGAUUUGGAAUUUGAAGAGCUUAUCUGUGUUGAAUGUUGCAUCAAAUCUACUUUCUUCUUUCCCUCAACCCCUGUUCGCCAUUGCCAAGAAGAUAUCAUCGUCGGUGAAUCUCAGACAAGAUGGUGUUGAAUCCUUGGAAGAGGCCAACGAGCUUAAUGCUUCGGCUUUGAAGGAAGGUCCGGUAUCUAUUGCCGACAGCUUAUUGUCGCUUACCCUAGCAGACAAUCGCCUAAGCGAUGAUUGCUUCGAGGCUAUUUCGUUGCUCACACAGUUGAAAUGCUUGAAUCUAGCUUACAAUGAUAUCCUCGAAAUUCCUGAGGGAGGGCUCGCGAAUUUGAAGAAGUUGUCGGAACUUUACCUCUCAGGAAAUGGCCUCACGAAGCUACCUGCUGAUGAUCUUGAGGAGCUUUCCGCACUCAGACUAUUGUUCCUCAACAACAAUAAACUAACGACUCUUCCAUCAGAGAUUAGUAAACUCGAGAAUCUUACGUACUUUGACGCUGGUUCCAACUUAUUAAGGUACAAUAUCUCCAACUGGCCAUACGAUUGGAAUUGGUUUGCUAAUCCGAAGUUGCGGUAUCUCAAUUUUUCCGGAAACAAACGCUUUGAAAUAAAGCAGAGCUAUGUGAAGAAUCCUGUCACAGGUGAAGAUCUUGAUAGUCUUUUGGUACUCAAGAAUUUGAAGGUAUUAGGUCUUAUGGAUGUCACGUUGACCACUCCUGCUGUUCCAGAUCCCGGUGUUGAUGUGCGCCUCAGAACAGCAUCGUCUGAAUUGGAUAAUGUCGGAUAUGGUGUCUCUGAUUCCAUGGGUCUUAGAGAGCAUAUUUCAUUUAGAGAUGUUUUCAUGCAAAAGUUCCGCGGGAACGAAAAUGAACAGUUGUUAUGCUCUUUUGAUGGAAAAUCGGGAGGUCAUCAAGUCAUGGGACACCAUCUUUCUCAUUUAACUAAGCAAAUUUUUGUUCCCAACCUCACCUAUGAGCUUAACAAAAUCUCCUCUGACCACGAAAUAGCAGAUGCCAUGAGAAGAGCAUUCUUAUCAUUGAACAAAGAAAUCAAUGCGGUGUUUGCUGCAAAGAAGGGGGGAUAUUUCGCACCCAACACAGUCAGCCCCGAAUUAGCUUCUAUCAAGAUUCCCGAUGAUUCAUUGAAUGGUUGUACCAUGUGUGCUCUUUACAUCAAGGAUAAAACGAUCUAUUGUGGUAACAUUGGUGACAUCCAGCUAGUGUUAUCAAAGAGUAAUGGAGAACAUGUUCUUCUCACUACCAAUCAUGAUCCAACCAGCAGGGACGAAUUCGAGAGAGUUCGUGCUUGCGGUGGUUAUGUUUCGGGUGAUGGUGCUCUUGAUGGCACUCUUCAAGUUUCUCGUGGUGCGGGAUUCUUCGACUACCUUCCACAUACACAUUCAGGUCCAAGCAUCUCUACUUACCCACUUUCUGGUAACGAUGAUGUACUCGUGAUGGGUACGAGGGUACUUUGGGAUUUUGUCUCGUAUGAUUUAGCCGUUGAUAUUCUCCGUCAAGCGAAAGAAGAUCCGAUGAUUGCAGCUCAAAAGUUGAGGGAUUAUGCUAUAGGUUACGGUGCCACGGACAAGAUAUCUGUGAAUGUGAUUUCGAUUGGCGAUCGCAAGAGUAAGAAGAAGAAGAGCUUGUACAACAAUUUGGGACGCGAAACCGAUCUCUUUGCCAACAAGAGAAGAAGAGAUAGGGGAGCUCAAUCUGGUGAUACAGCACUUCGAGCGUUGGAUAACGAAAUUGAACCUCCAGUGGGCGACCUAGCAUUGGUUUUCACGGAUAUCAAAAACUCGACACUUUUGUGGGAUACCUAUCCUGUGGUGAUGCGUUCUGCCAUCAAAUUACACAAUACUAUUAUGCGUCGUCAAUUGAGAAUUGUGGGAGGUUAUGAGGUGAAGACUGAAGGAGACUCUUUUAUGGUUACAUUCCCGUCGCCCACCUCGGCUUUACUAUGGUGCUUUAAUGUUCAGUAUCAAUUAUUAAAUGAGGAGUGGCCCUCCGAAAUUUUAGAAACCAACGAAUGUUGCGAAGUUACUGACGGUGAUAACAAUGUCAUAUUCAGAGGGUUGUCAGUGAGAAUGGGAAUCCAUUGGGGUUCACCAGUGUGUGAACUCGAUAUGGUUACUAGAAGAAUGGACUAUUUUGGACCGAUGGUGAACCGUGCUUCAAGAAUCGAGUCCAGUGCCGAUGGUGGACAGAUUGCUGUUAGUUCCGACUUCCUUCACGAAAUGGAGCAAUUGUAUCACAUUCAUGAUAGCAUAAAAAUAGGAGAACUAUCUCUCGAAGCAGCUUACGAGGGUAACUUGCGUGCUGGAGAAAUUAUCGAGAAGGAAAUAGCUUCAUUGGAAGAGAUGGGCGUGUCUUAUUUCCCUCUAGGUGAACGCAAAUUGAAGGGCCUUGAAACACCUGAGAUGAUAACGCUAGUGUAUCCAAAACGUUUGGAGCUUAGAUUUGAAAUUUUUAAGAAGAGAGCUGAUGAAGAUGAUCAGUAUAAGGGCAGAAUUGUUGGUGCCGUUCCGGUUGACGCUGUGUAUCAGUUGCGCACGCUCUCACUUCGUUUGGAAAAUAUCUGUGCUGCCGUCAACGUUGGUAUGAGGAUGGACGAAAAUUUCCUGAAGCACUCUUCGGAAAUUAUUCUGGAAUCGACGGCCAAGAGGUUCAAAGAAAUGGAGCUUGUUGCUCUCUUGAAUCAUCUGGUUACUAGGAUAGAAAACAGUAUUGCCAAUCUUGAACUUCGGCAAACAUUACUUCGAAGGAAUGGUGGAAACGGUCGCAUAGACUUCUUCGGCAGUCCGGACAUUUGGACACUCAUGGAUGAGGUCAAACAAUUUAUCAAAUCUGCCAAUAUCAGUUGA
Molecule: messenger RNA, 5892 nt
Organism: Candidozyma auris
Lineage: Eukaryota; Fungi; Ascomycota; Pichiomycetes; Serinales; Metschnikowiaceae
Gene: CYR1
Product: adenylate cyclase
Exons: 1
Coding region: 1-5892 (1963 amino acids)
Biological process (GO): cyclic nucleotide biosynthetic process; intracellular signal transduction
Molecular function (GO): protein binding
Source: RefSeq, a predicted model, not a curated record